This is a messenger RNA of Megalops cyprinoides (Indo-Pacific tarpon), 1325 nucleotides long. It is a transcript of the gene rab34b, whose product is annotated as RAB34, member RAS oncogene family b. The record is from RefSeq and is a predicted model, not a curated record. Gene Ontology annotation, molecular function: GTPase activity; GTP binding. NCBI's taxonomy places the organism in Eukaryota, Metazoa, Chordata, Actinopteri, Elopiformes, Megalopidae. Gene Ontology annotation, biological process: endocytosis; phagosome-lysosome fusion. The transcript has 11 exons. Bases 350 to 1129 code for a protein of 259 amino acids.
GUCAUCUGUUUGCGGUGCUGUAUCCAGUACUGCCUCUUCCGCGGGUCAGGAUUUACGAAGGGAAGAGGCUUUCUUUUCGGCCUUGAUGUAUUCUCAAAGAGGGAGCUUUUCGCAAGCUAGCGGUUCGUCAGUUUUUGUUACUGUAGCUCUGAUCACGGCAAGAAACCAUCCCCAACUUUUGUCGUAGCUUUCUCUCUUCUAAAGUAUUUGGAGGGGAUACCACGUACUGUAACCACCGAGGAAAUCUGCAAAACAGUUUUAGGUGAGGUUUGAGAUAAGUGUUGGCUCCUGCAGCAUCUCCUCCUCAGUCACCAUUCAGUCUGUGUAUGUGCGCCCGUAUACCCCCACCAUGAGCGUACUUCCCCCUGUCCGAAGGGAUCGUGUCAUUACCCAACUUCCUCAGUGUUACACAAAGGAGGCUGCGCUGCACACGAAGGACAGCUUCCACACCAAGGUGAAGACGGCAUGUCAGGAGCACCGGACAGGCACAGUGGGGUUUAAAAUCUCCAAGGUCAUCGUUGUUGGUGAUGUGGCUGUGGGGAAAACCUGUCUGAUUAAUAGAUUCUGCAAGGACACUUUCGACAAGAACUACAAAGCGACAAUUGGGGUGGACUUUGAGAUGGAGAGGUUUGAGGUGCUGGGAGUGCCCUUCAGCUUACAGCUGUGGGACACUGCUGGACAGGAGAGGUUCAAGUGCAUUGCCUCCACAUACUACAGAGGAGCACAGGCCAUCAUAAUUGUGUUUGACGUGAAUGACGUGGCCUCGCUGGAACAUUCGAGGCAGUGGCUGGAGGAUGCCAUGAAAGAGAACGACCCCUCCAGUGUGCUGCUCUUCCUUGUGGGAACCAAGAAGGACCUGAGCUCUCCUGCUCAGUUCUCCCAGAUCGAGCAGGAUGCCAUUAAACUGUCGGAGGAGAUCAAGGCUGAAUAUUGGGCCGUUUCGGCGUUGUCAGGGGAGAGUGUGAAGGAGUUCUUCUUCCGAGUGGCAUCGCUGACGUUCGAGGCUAGCGUACUGGCUGAGCUGGAGAAGAGUGGGGCGAGACGCAUUGGCGAUGUUGUCAGAAUAAACAGCAAUUCCAGUAACAUGUAUGCAACAUCCAAGAAGAAAAAGCCCAAUUGUUGUCAAUAAGGAUAAGUGGUACAGUGAAAGAGUGGAUUACCUUAGUGGGGUACCAGAUCAGUAAAAAGCAUAGCUUUGUGGGAGAAUGUCCACUGCAGAGCCACAAUGAUCAAGCCCUCUUAACAAGACCAAGCACGAGCACUGCAUGGGCACUCCACUCAGUACUGACAGGUUUGUCAGAGAAGAGGUUGGGAGUUUAAAGCUG